Molecule: messenger RNA, 1647 nt
Organism: Aspergillus caelatus
Lineage: Eukaryota; Fungi; Ascomycota; Eurotiomycetes; Eurotiales; Aspergillaceae
Exons: 4
Coding region: 353-1210 (285 amino acids)
Cellular component (GO): RNA polymerase II transcription regulator complex
Molecular function (GO): DNA-binding transcription activator activity, RNA polymerase II-specific; transcription cis-regulatory region binding
Source: RefSeq, a predicted model, not a curated record
UCUUAGUCAACGUCCCCAUUUCACGCUUCCCCCUGCUUACGAGAUCAUCCUCAUCAGUCAGCAAAAAUACAACUUAGUUCCUAACAGAACUAAAACUAUUUUGACAGCGGCUGAAUCAUCAUCUCCUUGGCUAACCCCCGAUAAGCUAAACUAUUGUACUGCUGCUGCUGCUUACCUCAUCGCGCGUCUCUCCAUUCCAAUCCCUCUACGAACCUCGUCGAUUGUCUAUUGUGAAAAGACUGUGGAUUCAGUCCGAACUAAUCUGAACCUCCUCUUGGUUGAGCUUGAGUGGACGUGCGUGUUGCGGACUCUCUCGUCGCGUCUUCGUGUUUGAACCUCUAUACUCUCCUCCAUGCAGCCUACAUUAGCUCCAGCGCCGCAUCCAAGCAUGCAAACAUCUGCUCAGGACCAUGCUGAUCAGGUGCUCCAUGAUCAGCUCCUAGCGGCCCAUCAGCACCUAUCGCAUCCGCAGCAACCACGUCCCCAACCGCCUACCGCGCAGCCACCGCACAUGCAGCCCAAUACAACAAGUCCUCGUGAUCAGAACAACAUUGAUCCCGCGAUUUCAGGUGCUGCAAUGCUCAGCGGUCCGCCGCAGACGCCUCCUCAGCCGGAGCCCACGGGCCAAGAAAGCCCGAAGACGUACGGCAAGCGACCGUUGUCGACCUCUAAGCGCGCUGCUCAGAACCGUGCCGCACAGCGAGCAUUCCGCCAGCGGAAAGAAAGUUACAUUCGCAAAUUGGAGGAGCAAGUGAAGGAGUUUGAUACCAUGUCGGAGGCUUUCAAAGCGCUGCAGGCGGAGAACUAUCAGCUGCGCGAGUACAUCAUCAAUCUCCAGUCGCGACUUCUGGAAUCCCAAGGCGAGGUGCCCGAGCUCCCAGGAAACAUCGACCUGAGCCAGCCACGAACCGACUUGAAUGUACCGCAACCCGGUGCUGGGCCUGCAACGACGUCUUCGUCGGCGCCAGCACCCCCCUCAGGAGCUCAACAAGCGCAGCCGCCUCAGGGUGCUGCGUCCAACGACGACAUGAACUCCCUAAACCGGAUAGCCGUGGCCGGCUUGGGGAUGCGCAAGCAUCCCAACGAAGAGGCUAACUACCUUGGCAGCAACUUUGCAGCAGGUCGUCGGACGCGCCCCGAUGAGACCCAAGCUGACUCGGAAGCGACAAAGACGGAGCCGCCCCCUCAUGGGCUUCCCAUGGUCUCGUGAUCGCAUUCAGUUGUUGUCCUUUUUUCCAAGUUCUUGACCCUUGUGCUACCUCCAGAUACCGGUGUUAUCACCUUUGACGCUGAUUGCUUUUGUCGCGUACUCUUUUCUUUGUAUUAUCCCGCUUUUAUGCUUGGGUGUAUGGCGUGAUGUUGUUACGUUUUCUUUAUCUAAUGGUUUUGGAAGGGAUGGUGUUCUGUUGUGCCUGGAUUUCAAACGCCCAGUCCGACAGGCAGAAGGCCACUGUCUAAUAUUACUUGUGACCGGGUGUGGAUUGACUCGAUAAAUACAUUGAACUGUUGGACUUUUGUUCUUUUCUUUUUUUCUUUUCCUUGAAUACUUGCUGUUCAACACAUCUAUCAUAUGCUUCUAUGUACUACUCAUCAAUCGUAUAAGCACAUAAUCCACUAGAGCAAGGAAAAGAAAAAAUAACCUCAAAC